Thermothelomyces thermophilus ATCC 42464 is the source of this 2034-nucleotide messenger RNA. Its product is annotated as cytochrome b5-like protein. NCBI's taxonomy places the organism in Eukaryota, Fungi, Ascomycota, Sordariomycetes, Sordariales, Chaetomiaceae. Gene Ontology annotation, molecular function: heme binding; oxidoreductase activity. The transcript is spliced from 4 exons. Bases 1 to 1563 code for a protein of 520 amino acids. The record is from RefSeq and is a predicted model, not a curated record.
AUGGUGAAAGUGUUCAUCGCCAAACACACCACUCCAGACAGCUGCUGGGUCGUCCUUCACGGCAAUGUCUACGACGUGACCGACUUCCUACGGGAGCACCCCGGUGGGUCGCGAAUCAUUCUCCAGCUCGCCGGGCGCGAUGCCACCGCCGAGUACGACCCGAUCCAUCCGCCAGGGACGCUGGAAGAGAACCUCAAGCCGGAGGCCAAGUUGGGGGUGGUGGACCCAGAGAGCCUAAAGAAGCUCCAGCGGCAGGCCGCCCAGGGCAAGCCGCAAGAGGACGAGCAGAAAGCCGCUCCACCGCCCCUCGACACGCUCCUCAACCUGGACGAGAUCGAAGCGGCCGCGACGAAGCAGGUGUCCAAGAAGUGCUGGGCCUACUACUUCUCCGCCGCCGAUGACCUGUACUCCAAGACGCUCAACAACCUCGCCUAUCGCAACAUCCUCCUGCGCCCGCGCGUCUUCGUCGACGUCACGAGCGCCGACACGAGCACCACCCUGCUGGGCCACCGCGUCUCCACACCGCUCUACGUCUCACCCGCCGCCAUGGCUCGCCUGGCCCACCCGGACGGCGAGGCCGGCAUCGCCCGGGGCAUCUCGCGCUUCGGCGCCAUGCAGCUCGUCUCGCACAACGCGUCCAUGACGCCCGAGCAGAUCGUCGCCAACGCCGCGCCGGGCCAGAUCUUUGGCUGGCAGCUGUACGUCCAGACCAACCGGGCCAAGAGCGAGGCCAUGCUGGCGCGCAUCGCCAAGAUGCCCGAGCACUACAAGUGCAUCGUGCUGACGCUCGAUGCCCCCGUACCGAGCAAGCGCGAGCACGACGAGCGCGCGGGGAUCGAGGCCCGUCUGCUCCUCGAGUCGUCCAAGCCGCCCGAGCCGUCGUCGUCGUCGGCGGGGGCGGGCGGUAGCAGCAGCGGUGGCGGCGCGGACAAGACGAACAAGGACAACAACAAGAAGCCGGAUAGCAACAGCGGGGUAGGCCAGCAGCUGUUCUUCGGCACGGCGGCCGACCUGACGUGGGAGACGACGCUGCCGUGGCUGGCCAAGCACACGAGCCUGCCCAUCGUGCUCAAGGGCAUCCAGACGCACGAGGACGCCUACCUGGCGGCGCGGUACGCGCGCGAGCACCCGGGCACCGUCCGGGCCAUCAUCCUGUCCAACCACGGCGGCCGGUCGCUCGACACCGCGCCGCCGGCGGUGCACACCCUGCUCGAGAUCAGGAAGUACUGCCCCGAGGUCUUCGACACGAUCGAGGUCUGGGUCGACGGCGGCGUCCGGCGCGGCACCGACGUGGUCAAGGCGCUCUGCCUGGGUGCCAAGGCGGUGGGAGUCGGGAGAGCCGCGCUCUGGGGGCUGGGCGCCGGCGGGUGGAAGGGUGUUGAGCGGACGUUUGAGAUCCUGCAAGGAGAGAUCGUGACGUGUAUGAAGAUGAUGGGUGCCAGGAACCUGUCGGAACUGGGCCCGCGCUUCAUCAACACCCGCAUGGUGGAGCGGGAUAUUUUCGACGGCGAUGCUGGCCUGGACCGGUCAGGAUUGUGGACACCUUCCCGCGCCAAGCUUUGAGCCCAAUCCAAGCUGUGGCUGCCAAGCAUGCGGGGAGCGACGACCUCUUUUGUCUUCAUGUCAGAUCCCUACACUACGAGCACGAACCUCGGCGGCUUGCUUCUUUGACAUGUGGGAAAAAAGGUGGAGCGGCCAAUGCCAAGGGUGGGAAUGGGGCGCACAGUGGUGCGCUGGCGGAACCCAAUGACCUUCUUACCCCAGACCUCUUUUUUUCUCUGGGGUCGUCGAGCUUUGGUUUCAGAUUGUCCGAUUCAAAGACCGUUCAGUUCGCCCUAUACUACUAGUAAACAGCGGGGCCGUGGAGGGUUAUUCGGGUAGCGUUCUGUAUGCUGGGGUAGAUACAGUUGCAUGUAAAUUAUGGAGGUGCACCAGCGUUAUGAUCAUCUUCACCCCCCUCCGCGAUACGGAUACGGCAGUUGGUCGGCGAUUAGCUAAGAGUGACCCCUGACGAAAAGCCUUCGGAAGCCGCAC